GUAUCGCCCGGUCUGGGCUGUGGAUUGGAGGAGAAUUCGAACAGCAGCCAUUUUCGGGUCGCGACUGUCAUUCUUCGAACACGCUUCUCAGAUUGAGAACGCAGCGGUCCCGCACUCUCUCCAAAACAACUUCCGAGAAAGGAUCGGACGAUGUCGACUCACUUUGCAAACAGCGUUCCUGUAUUUUGAUCCCAACUCCCGUUGAAACCAACCGUCGCAAGACAAGAGAACAUUUCGACUAGGCUAAUUCGUGCCAGGAUCGAAUUCUUUAGCUAAUCAGCAAUGCUAACAUAAUUGGUAACAAUGUAUUGCUUGGAAUUCGCAAGCUUUUAGACGGCAGCGACAAUCGGAUUUAAGCAAAGUGGUGUUUCGUGGGCUAUUUUUAUAGCUAGUUCAGGAGACUGAAUAACGCGUCACCCGGAUCUUACCCGUGGGGCAACAGCAGGGGAGAACAGUGUGUGUGAACCCGGGUUAUCUCCACCAUGGUGUACCCACGCAGCGAGGAGGCCCUGGAGCGCCUGACCCAGGAUGAGAUAGUGCUCAACACCAAGGCUGUGAUGCAGGGCCUGGAGACCCUCCGCGGGGAGCAUGCCCAGCUCCUCACCUCCCUGCUGGACUGCACACAGCCACCCGCUGCCCAGGAGAAGUCAGGCCUGCUGCGUAAGAGCCUUGAGGCCAUCGAACUGGGCCUGGGAGAGGCACAGGUGAUCAUUGCCCUGUCGGGCCACCUGAGUGCGGUUGAGUCUGAGAAGCAGAAGCUAAGAGCCCAGGUCAGACGACUGUGUCAGGAGAACCAGUGGUUACGAGACGAACUGGCAGGAACACAGAGCAAGCUGCAGUGUAGUGAGCAGAGUGUUGCCCAGCUGGAGGAGGAGAAGAAACACCUGGAGUUCAUGAACAAGAUCAAGAAGUUUGACGACGACGUGUCUCCGUCUGAGGAGAAGGCUGCAGGCGAGACGUCCAAAGACAGCCUCGACGACCUGUUCCCCAACGACGACGACCAGGGACAAGCCCAGCCCAGCGGAGAGGCGGCGGCCCAGCAGGGUGGCUACGAGAUCCCGGCCCGCCUGAGGACCCUCCACAACCUGGUGAUCCAGUACGCCUCCCAGGGGAGGUACGAGGUGGCCGUGCCCCUCUGCAAACAGGCCCUGGAGGACCUGGAGAAGACCUCCGGACACGACCACCCCGACGUGGCCACCAUGCUCAACAUCCUGGCCCUCGUCUACAGGGACCAGAACAAGUACAAAGAGGCAGCCCACCUGCUGAACGAUGCCCUGGCCAUCAGAGAGAAGACUCUGGGGAAGGACCACCCUGCGGUGGCUGCCACUCUCAACAACCUGGCCGUGCUCUACGGGAAGAGGGGCAAGUACAAGGAGGCUGAGCCCCUCUGUAAGAGAGCCCUGGAGAUCAGAGAGAAGGUCCUGGGGAAGUACCACCCUGACGUGGCCAAGCAGCUGAACAACCUGGCCCUGCUGUGUCAGAACCAGGGAAAGUACGAGGAGGUGGAGUAUUACUACAGACGAGCCCUGGAGAUCUACCAGUCCAAACUAGGAGCUGAUGACCCCAACGUAGCCAAGACGAAGAACAACCUGGCUACAUGCUACCUCAAACAGGGGAAGUUCAAGGAUGCUGAGUCUCUGUACAAAGAGAUCCUGACCCGAGCCCACGAGAAGGACUUUGGCUCAGUCAACAAUGACAACAAACCUAUCUGGAUGCAUGCGGAGGAGAGAGAGGAGAGCAAGGCGAAGAGGAAGGAUGCUGUGCCCUAUGGAGAAUAUGGGAGCUGGUACAAGGCCUGCAAAGUUGACAGCCCAACGGUCAAUACCACCCUGAAGAGCUUGGGGGCGCUGUACCGCAGACAGGGUAAACUAGAGGCAGCUGAGACACUGGAGGAGUGUGCUACCAAGACACGCAAGCAGGGUAUAGAUGCCAUUAACCAGAGUAAGGUGGUGGAGCUCCUGAAGGAUGGGGCCCCUGGAGGGGGGGAGCGACGUCAGAACCGGGAGGGUUUUAGUGGUCCCCAGCGGGGGGACUGUGAGGGAGAUGAUGGAGCAGAGUGGAAUGGGGAGGGUAAUGGUUCAUUGCGUCGGAGCGGCUCCUUCGGGAAGAUCCGCGACGCCCUGCGCAGGAGCAGUGAGAUGCUGGUGAAGAAACUACAGGGCAGUGGCCCCCAGGAGCCCUGCAACCCAGGGAUGACGAGAGCGAGCUCUCUCAACUUCCUCAACAAGAGUGCAGAAGACCCCUCACAGGAUGCCAACACGGGCCUUUCGGAAUGCAGAGGACUGAGCGCCAGCAACGUGGACUUGUCAAGACGCAGCUCCCUGAUUGGUUAAACAGACAGGAGGCGGGACCAGGAGGAGGAAGGGCCAAUGAGAAGAAACUGUUGGCUGUCCGAUGUGAUCAAAACACACUUCAGGUCCAACACUCGCAUUCAAGACAUUUUCUGAAGAAAAAUUAUCGAGAAAAACACGACUUGACAUGGCUUUUUUGUGACAAAUCUCUGUGUCGACCUGCUUCACUGUAUACUUCGCUGGCAUCAAACAGUACAGAAAAAUAAUAUUUAACACGGCAUGCUGCAUACUAGAACAUGGAAUGUUUGCACUAA
Salvelinus fontinalis (brook trout) is the source of this 2605-nucleotide messenger RNA. RefSeq names its product kinesin light chain 2-like. Lineage: Eukaryota; Metazoa; Chordata; Actinopteri; Salmoniformes; Salmonidae. Gene Ontology annotation, cellular component: cytoplasm; kinesin complex; membrane-bounded organelle. Gene Ontology annotation, molecular function: kinesin binding. Gene Ontology annotation, biological process: microtubule-based movement. The coding region runs from base 483 to 2333 and encodes 616 amino acids. The transcript has 15 exons. The record is from RefSeq and is a predicted model, not a curated record.